This is a messenger RNA of Mus caroli (Ryukyu mouse), 1752 nucleotides long. NCBI's taxonomy places the organism in Eukaryota, Metazoa, Chordata, Mammalia, Rodentia, Muridae. The record is from RefSeq and is a predicted model, not a curated record.
GGCCUGCGGAACAGGGUGGGAACUUAGCUCAACGCCCAAGGUCUCUCCGCCGAGCUUGCACUGCUGCCCACAGUGCCACUGAGGUCUAUUGCAGAGAGGUGACAGAAUCACAUUUUAGAAGCUACAGAGGAGUCCUAAAUGGACUGACUGGAGCCCUGGAGAAGGACAAAAUCGCUCAGGAGAGACUAUAAGAUCUCCACCCCACCCCAAGUCACAUUAAAAUUCAGUUUAAAGUUAUAUCACUGCAAGACUUUGGCUCCUGAUAGUUCCCAGUGAUGACUACUAUUUAGUAAAUACUUAACUGUGUGUCAAAACCUUCUUCAAGUGCUUGCUCUGCAUCCGACUCUGGCGGUAUUCCUGUAAGGCACAAUGUGGACAUUCUCAGCCUUAAGAUGUGGAAAUUAGCCAGAGCUCACAGCAUGCCGUGGAGGUUGCUGACAGGAUACCAACUCUGCAGACUGUGUCUUCUCAGAAAGCCGCCACCAGCUCUGAAAAUCAAACCCUCUUCAGCAUGUGUCACCUACGGAACGGACAGCCAGUCAGAUAAAGAAAACAAGAGAACGGUGGAAAAGCUCUGUGCAUGUUCCGUUGACAUUAGAAAAAUCCGCAGGCUGAAAGGAUGGGUGCUUCUAGAGGAGGAAACCUACGUUGAAGAGAUUGCAAAUAUUUUGAAAGAACUAGGUGCCAACAAAACUGUGAUUGCCAGUAUAUUAGAACGCUGUCCGGAAGCGAUUAUCUGCAGUCCCACUGCUGUUAACACCAAAAGGAAACUCUGGCAGAUGGUCUGCAAAAACGAGGCAGAGUUAGUGCAGUUAAUAGAGCAGUUUCCAGAAUCGUUCUUUACUGUCAAGGACCAGGAGAACCAGAAGCUAAAUGUUCAGUUCUUUCAAGAGCUGGGACUCAAGAAUGUGGUGAUUAGCAGGUUUCUGACAACAGCCUCUAGCAUUUUCCAUAAUCCUGUAGAGAACAAUAAACAAAUGAUAGGGGUUCUCCAGGAGAGCUACCUAAACUUAGGUGGAUCUGAGGCCAAUGCUAAAGUGUGGCUACUAAAAUUAUUAAGCCAAAAUCCAUUCAUUGUGUUAAAUUCUCCUACAGCUGUAGAUGAAAUACUGAAAUUUCUUCAAGGACAAGGCUUCACAGACUCUGAAGUUCUUCAGCUUCUGUCCAAACUUAAAGGGUUUCUUUUUCAACUUCAGCCAGGAAGUAUCCAGAACAGUAUUUCCUUCACUAAAGCUACUUUUGAGUGUACAGACUCUGACCUACGACAGUUAGUUGUGAAAUGCCCAGCCCUUCUAUGUUAUCCUGCUUCUGUCCUAGAAGAGAGAACCCAGGCACUGCUGAAAGAAGGCAUCUCCAUAGCUCAAAUAAGAGAGUCACCAAUGGUCCUGGAAUUGACGCCACAGAUAAUUCAAUAUAGGAUAAGAAAGCUGAAUUCUUUAGGCUACGGAAUAAAGGAUGGACAUCUAGCAAGUCUAAAUGGAACAAAAAAGGAGUUUGAGGCUAACUUUAGCAAAAUGCAAGCCAAACAAGGAAGGCCAUUAUUUAACCCUGUGGCAUCAUUAAAGGUUGAAGAGUGACAGGGCAAAGUGACCAAUUCACAAUGACUUAGCAAUUCAGCUUAUAAGCACUAAUGAUUCUCAGGGCCUACUGAGAUUCUGAGUUGUGUUCAAGUUGCCUCUUAACUGGUAGUUUCUGACUCAUUUGCUGUGUUUUAAAAUGUAAAUUGUGCUUAAAUAAAACCAGUAACUUUGA